This is a messenger RNA of Stomoxys calcitrans (stable fly), 982 nucleotides long. RefSeq lists its product as uncharacterized. The record is from RefSeq and is a predicted model, not a curated record. The transcript has 2 exons. The coding region runs from base 135 to 902 and encodes 255 amino acids. Lineage: Eukaryota; Metazoa; Arthropoda; Insecta; Diptera; Muscidae.
AAAAAAAACAUCCCAAAGAUUUUAAUGUCACUUUUUUGAAAAUUUUUGAAUUGGUCUACACAAAAAUAUCGACUGCAAAAAGAAAAGAAACAUAAAAAUAAUUUUGGACUUAAAUCUGAAAUAAUUCAACAAAAAUGUCUGGUUUCCAAAACGGUUUCAAUGAUUUUCCUGAUUUAGAUGGAAAUGGGGCUGCUACUAUUAUUAGCAGCAGCCGUUCUACCCCCGGCCGUUCUAUUCCCUACAUUGGCCGUUAUCGUAAUAGUCUCUUAGGAAAUAUAUCUCAUCGACCUCUUGAGGGCUAUAAUGGCCAUUAUGAGGGUGACACAAGCAUGUUGGGUAAAAAGUCCUUCCUGUAUACUUCAAAUAUGGGGGAUAGCGACAAUAGCAUCGAUGAUGAUACGAAGAUAGAUGACCAUAAUGCUAAUAUAAAUGCCAAUGAAUCCCCCAGGUUAGAGGAUAAAUCCGCCGCGACUCUUUUACAAGAAAGUCAAUUUUGGAAUCUGAUGGCAGCCUAUUUGUUAAGAUUUUUGCCUCCACAAAUGAUGGAGAAUUUUACCAAAUUUAUAAUCUUUUUUUACGAGAGUGCUCGUAAAGGUUUUCUUUACAAGAUUUGGAACUUAAUUCGAUUUAUUGUCGUUUGCACCUUUCGUUUGUUGUCUAUCAUUGGUGCAAAAAUGCAAAAUGGCGUAUCAUUGUGGAUAUUCCGUAUCCAUAAUGCCUGCAGACGUCUUUUGUGGUUAAUGACUUUGGCAAAAUAUGGAGAUUUGUUGCUAUUCCUUUUGAUCUUGUUGUGUAGCCCUUUGGUGUUCCUUAUGGCAGCCGUGGGCUUUACUCUAUCUCUAUAUGCCUUACUUAAGGAACUACUUCACGCCGCUACAGCUGGACUACGAUCGGCUAUAUAAAUUCCCAUAUUAAUUUUUCUCUUCCUGUUACGUUAGUAUAGAUUUUUUUAAAUUUUUUCCAAAUAAAAAGAUUUUUUAUA